GUGGAAGCUAGGCGGAACAGAAUGGCGGCCCUGCAGGGGAGAAGGCUCCUCCUUCCCCUUCCCCUCUCCCUCCUCGCGCGGCAAGCCCUCCGCCGUGCCGUCCCACCGCCCAUCCCCCGCUGCCGCUUCCUCGGCUCCUCCUCCCCGCCCGCGGCACCGGCCUCCCCCUUCCCCUCCCCGCCCGCACCCGGCCCCCGCUCCCCGCCCGGCUCGCUCGUGCCGACGAGCGCCGCGGCCGUCGUGCCGGCCGCGCGUGGCGCUGGGUCCCCCGGCCUCGAGAUCUCCGCUCCGCAGCGAGGCCGGACCACCUCGGGCUGGCCCCUUCCGUCGUCGGCAUUGCUCCACGCCGCGGCGCCCUGGGCGCUCUGGACAUCGGCCACGGCUGAUGACAUGGUGGGCGCGCUCAUGGGCGCCAACUUGUCCGUCUUCAUGCUCUGGCGCGUGCUCGCGCAUCCCAGGUUCAUCACGGAUCCUCACAUGGUUUGGCUGGACAUGUACUUCGGCGGGCGGCUGCACACGCUGCUCACGAGCGCCUCCAGCAACGUGGAUCCCAUGUUCAUGAGGAAACAUUUCAUGAUCUCGCUGGACAAUUUCACGAGUGGGCGUCUGCACACGAUGCUCACCAGUUCUUUCAGCCACAUGAACCUUAAGCACCUCUUCAACAACAUGGUCGGCCUCUACUUCUUCGGCUCAAGCCAGGUACAAGUACAACCACUGAAACUCCAAUGACCGCCAGGUACGGCGAGGCAAUCGAUGGAUACGAUCGAGCUGCCCUAUUUUAUAAGGAAAAGGCGUGUUAGUGCACUUUUCUUUUUCCAAAUUAGUAUAUAGUAGUCCUCAGUGGCAAUCGGUAACUUUUUUCUUAAAAGGCUGUCAUGACUAGCUUUGUUAAAAUCAAAUAAUUGUACAUUGUCUAUGAGCUUGCUGACCAAGAUGUGAGGGGACGCAUUCAUCCAAACAAAGGAGUAAAUUGUAUAAAACUACUAUAAUUCGGGUUAGGGUUCCAAAAAAUUACUGAAUUUUUAAUUUUCGUUGAGACCUACCAAAGUCGGGGUUGGCUGUUUCAAAAAACUCAAAUCGUCCGUUGCGAACAUUUUAAACCGGUUUAUGACAGGUAGGACCCGCUCCUAAACAAUCCGUUUGUUGCAGUUUUGUUAGACCGUUAUCUUACAUGUGGGACCCAUGUGUAAGUUAUCUCUUUUUCUGUCUUUUCUUCUCUCCCUCUGCUGCGGCCACGGUGUCGCUGUAGCAGGGCCGGCAAGGCAAGGAGGAGGAGCGACGGCGGCCGGAAACGAGGAGCAGCAGGGUCCGGCAAGGAGCAGCAGCGACGCGUAGCCGACAACAAGUAGCAGCAGGGCGACAUCAGUAGCAACCGGUAACCUUUUUCCUUAAAAGGCGUGUUAGUGCACUUUUCUUUUUCCAAAUUAUAUAGUAGUCAUGAGUGGCAACCGGUAACCUUUUUUCUUAAAAGGCCAUUAUGACUAGCUUUAUUAAAAUCAAAUAAUUAUACAUUGUCUACGAGCUCGCUUAUCAAGAUGUCAGGGGGCGCGUUCAUCCAAACAAGAGAAAGCUCAUUAUAAAUACUAUGAUUAUUUAGCAUAUAUGCCGCCUGAUUAGAUAAUCGAUAACAAUGUUUAAAGAUGAUCUUUCCUAUUGACGUAGAUGUGUCCACACAGUCCACGAAAUAGCUGGCGUCGCAUCCCACCCACCAUCUAGACUGUCCGGUGCGAAAGUUGAUCACUUGCAUAGAAUUAGACUCAAC
This is a messenger RNA of Aegilops tauschii subsp. strangulata, 1762 nucleotides long. RefSeq lists its product as uncharacterized. Lineage: Eukaryota; Viridiplantae; Streptophyta; Magnoliopsida; Poales; Poaceae. Gene Ontology annotation, molecular function: serine-type endopeptidase activity. Gene Ontology annotation, cellular component: membrane. The record is from RefSeq and is a predicted model, not a curated record.